Molecule: messenger RNA, 1259 nt
Organism: Punctularia strigosozonata HHB-11173 SS5
Lineage: Eukaryota; Fungi; Basidiomycota; Agaricomycetes; Corticiales; Punctulariaceae
Product: kinase-like protein
Exons: 4
Coding region: 98-1138 (346 amino acids)
Biological process (GO): mitotic spindle organization; regulation of cytokinesis; protein phosphorylation
Cellular component (GO): spindle microtubule; chromosome passenger complex; spindle midzone
Molecular function (GO): ATP binding; protein kinase activity
Source: RefSeq, a predicted model, not a curated record
AGCCAAACUCCUCACGAAAUACGCCGCGCCUAAUGGAGCCGGACAUGCAUCUACCUCCGCGAAACCUGCCCCCUUGGGUCAUGCCCGGACGAACUCUAUGACGACGAAGACGCAGCCGGCGCCUUCGGCGUUGAAGAAAUACGCAUCGACGACCUCGGUUGUCUCAAGACCUCCUUCUCCGACGAAAAAGGGAGAUGGGAUAGAUAUCGGAACGUAUGACGGGGCGUUAGAAAGGGACGUGGGCGACUUGGUGUAUGGAGAGGCAGCGGAGGACUUAGCCCUGGAUUCGAGCGCCGACAAAACGAGACCAACGCGAGAAUGGCAUCUCACCGAUUUCGAGAUUGGACGACCGCUUGGCAAAGGCAAAUUCGGCCGUGUCUACAUGGUCCGCACGAAAACGGAGCCACGCUUCAUCAUCGCCCUCAAAACGCUUUACAAGUCAGAACUCGUCCAGUCCAAGGUCGAGAAGCAGCUCCGUCGCGAGAUCGAAAUCCAGCAGCACCUCCGCCACCCGAACGUUCUCCGCCUUUACGGAUACUUCCACGACGAGAAACGCAUCUUCCUCAUGCUCGAAUUCGCGGGCAAGGGCGAACUAUACCGCCAACUGAGCAAGCACGGAAGCUUUUCUGAGAAGCGCAGCGCACGGUACAUCGACCAAAUGGCGGACGCGCUCGGCUACCUGCACUCAAAGCACGUCAUCCACCGCGACAUUAAACCGGAGAACCUGCUGUUGGGUAUCAACGGCGAGCUGAAGAUUGCCGACUUUGGAUGGAGCGUGCACGCACCCGGCAACAGGAGGACGACGCUGUGCGGCACGCUCGACUACCUUCCGCCGGAGAUGGUGGAAGGGAAGGAACACAACGAGAAGGUCGAUCAUUGGGCGCUCGGAGUUCUCACCUACGAAUUUAUCUGCGGCAGUCCACCUUUUGAAGAUCUCAGCGGAUACAAUGCGACCUACAAACGUAUUGCGCGAGUGGACCUGAAGAUCCCACCCAAGGUUUCCGCGGAGGCAGCCGACUUGAUCCGCAAGCUCCUGAGGUAUAACCCGGCGGAGCGUCUUCCCCUCGCGGACGUUAGGCGUCACCCAUGGGUCGUCAAAUACCGCUCUAAGGAUGGUUCCAAUGCGGCGCAAUCCUAACCCUGCCUCUGAAUUGUUCCUCGUCACCUCGGACAUAUACGCACGCCGCAUGCACCCUCAUCAGUGGUUUCGGUAAUUCAUUUGUAGAUUAUGAUAUUAUGAGCAUGCGUAUCUAUGGCCC